AUGUCCGUCCCUGCUGCUUCCAAUGUCAAUGCUGCUGGCGAUGCAGCUGCUGCGGCUGCCCCACAAAAGCCUUUCCAGACCAAGCUUGUCCUUCUUGGUGAAGCCGCAGUCGGCAAGUCUUCAGUCGUCCUUCGUUUCGUGCAGAACGACUUCCAGGAGAACAAGGAACCUACUAUCGGCGCUGCUUUCUUGACUCAAAAAUGCCGCCUCGAAGACCGCCUGAUCAAGUUCGAGAUCUGGGAUACUGCAGGACAGGAACGCUUCCACUCGCUCGCACCCAUGUACUACCGCAACGCCCAAGCCUCCGCCGUCAUCUAUGACGUCACCAAAGCUAGCUCCUUUGAAAAAGCCAAGUCUUGGGUCAAGGAACUCCAACGUCAGGCUAACCCCAACAUCGUCAUCGCUUUGGUCGGUAACAAGAUCGAUCUCCUGAGCGAGACCUCCUCUUCUACCUCAACUGCCGCGGAGGAGAAUGACGAUGACGAUGAGACUGUCACUGCAACAGGCGAGGCUGCUGCUAGUGGAGAGUCGUUGCGAGCCGUGCCCAAGGACGAGGCUGAGGCAUAUGCCAAGGAAGCUGGUUUGUUGUUCUUCGAGACUUCGGCAAAGACUGGUGAGGGAGUUGUAGAGGUGUUCACCGAGAUCGCAAAGAAGAUUCCAAUUGACUUGCAUUUUGCAAGGAACGCUGCGGCUGGUGCCGCGGCUGGUGGUGCAGGUAACGGUGGUAGACAGGCGAGUGGGAAUCAGGCUGGUGGUGGUGUCGAUUUGCAAGGUGGACAGCAGGGUAACAGGAAGGAUGCUUGCAAUUGCUAA
Ustilago hordei is the source of this 813-nucleotide messenger RNA. Its product is annotated as putative VPS21 - Rab5-like GTPase involved in vacuolar protein sorting. Gene Ontology annotation, cellular component: endosome. Bases 1 to 813 code for a protein of 270 amino acids. The transcript has 3 exons. Lineage: Eukaryota; Fungi; Basidiomycota; Ustilaginomycetes; Ustilaginales; Ustilaginaceae. Gene Ontology annotation, molecular function: GTP binding; GTPase activity. The record is from RefSeq and is a predicted model, not a curated record.